Messenger RNA from Amyelois transitella, 1567 nucleotides. Its product is annotated as DDB1- and CUL4-associated factor 13. Gene Ontology annotation, biological process: maturation of SSU-rRNA from tricistronic rRNA transcript (SSU-rRNA, 5.8S rRNA, LSU-rRNA). The record is from RefSeq and is a predicted model, not a curated record. Gene Ontology annotation, cellular component: nucleolus; small-subunit processome. The transcript is spliced from 5 exons. Lineage: Eukaryota; Metazoa; Arthropoda; Insecta; Lepidoptera; Pyralidae. Bases 167 to 1510 code for a protein of 447 amino acids. Gene Ontology annotation, molecular function: protein binding.
AUGUCAAAACAAACAAUAUAGUAUAUUUUAAUGCGACGCAUGCAUUGCAUGAGGUUCAAAUCAUAAUCACGGAACAAUUUUAUUCAAAACGCUAGAUAUUACGUAUCACAGAAUUAAUAAAAUCCUAUAAACUCGCAUUAAUUAAAUGUUAUGAGCAUAUUUUAAAAUGUCUCAAGUAAAAGUGAAGGUUAUAAGUCGCAACCCCGACGACUAUAUUCGUUCUACGAAAAGGGACAUUCAUAAAUUGCCAAGAAAUUAUGACCCUAGUCUUCAUCCCCUGGAGGCUCCACGGGAAUAUGUCAGAGCUCUAAAUGCUGUUAAACUAGAAAGAGUGUUUGCCAAACCCUUUAUUGGGAACUUGGAUGGCCAUUCUGAUGGAGUUUCCAGUUUAGCAAAACAUCCAAGUAGAUUGGCAGUGUUAGCCAGUGGUGCUUUUGAUGGGGAGAUACGUCUGUGGGAUUUAGCAGCUCGUAAAUGCACUAGACAUUUUAUAGCACAUGAAGGUUGGGUACGGGCUCUUUGUUAUUCACCAAAUGGAGACAGUUUUACAAGUGUUGGUGAUGAUAAAACUAUAAAAACAUGGAAAUCUGAGAUCCAUUCUGAAGAAGAUGAAGAUCCAGUGAAUACAUUACUGAGUAUGUCAGUAGUGAGUGGUGUUUCUCAUCAUAGAUCAAAGCCAAUAUUUGCAACAUGUGGAGAGCACUGCCAAUUGUGGGAAAAAACAAGGAAUGAACCAAUUAAAGUUUUCAAGUGGGGUGUAGACAGUUUACAUCAUGUGGCCUUCAAUCAGGUGGAGAACAACUUACUGGCUUCCUGUGCAAGUGAUAGAAGUAUAAUUCUGUAUGACUGCCGUGAGUCAGGUCCUUUGAGGAAAGUAGUAAUGGAAUUGAGAUCCAAUUCUCUAGCUUGGAACCCUAUGGAGGCCUUCAUAUUCAGUGUAGCAAAUGAAGAUUAUAAUUUGUACACAUUUGAUGUGAGAAAAUUGAAACAACCUGUGAACAUCCACAUGGGACAUACAUCAGCUGUCAUAGAUGUUGACUAUGCUCCAACUGGACGAGAAUUGGUCUCUGGAAGCUACGAUAAGACAAUCCGCAUCUUUGAGAGCUUGAAAGGCAAUUCUAGGGAUGUCUACCACACCAAAAGGAUGCAGAGGCUGACUUGUGUCAAGUGGACUUUGGACAAUAAAUACAUAUUAUCAGGCUCUGAUGAAAUGAACAUAAGAAUGUGGAAAGCAAGAGCUUCUGAGAAAUUGGGCGUUUUGAAGCCACGCGAGAGGACAGCUCUUAAUUACUCAGAAGCUUUGAAGGAGAAAUUCGCAAAUCACCCACAAAUAAGACGGAUAGCCCGUCACAGGCAUGUCCCCAAACAUGUGUAUAAUGCUCAGAAGGAAUUGAAGACCAUCAAAGAAAAGACUAAGAGAAAAGACGCCAACAGACGAGCACACAGCAAGCCUGGAGCUGUUCCGUUUGUUCCGGAAAGACAGAAACACAUUGUCAAAGAAGACGAGUGACAACUGCUCUUAUAUCUGGUAUAUAUUUUAAGUAAACAUCGUUUUUUUUCACAUUAA